GAGUCUCGUGGGUAGCGUGGUUUCUGUGGUAUUACGUACGGACAGGGUAGAUGUUUUCCUUCUGCCUGUGUGCAUCUGUUUGCCCGAAGCAGUAUUUCUUGAACGACGUGUACGGUCAACGCUAUGCUAACGCUGCUAGGCUAAAGUAACGUAGCUAACGUUACAUAGCGAUGGGAAGCUAAACUGCGGCCUCCGAGGGACCUGGUUAACUCUCGGGCAAUUUGGCUGCGUGGUGCAUUGUGACUCGAAUUCUAUCUACGACAUUCGAUCAAUAUCUGUAGGAAGAUUUCAUAUUAAGUGUACAUCUUUGAGCUAUGAACCCAUCUAUUCACGUUAAUGUUAACAACCGCCAGGGCUAGUUAGCUUCCACUGAUGCUAACGUUGUUCAAAUUGACAUUCCAUAACUGAACUUUGCUAACGGCCGCUUUACUUGGACAAAUUAUAGCUAACAUGUUAUCUUUUUAGUGUACUUCUGGGGAGUUUGGGCUACACGCCCGUGUAAAGUUGUUUCGUUAUGAUUUUAAGUCAACUGAAUCAACUUGCCAAAGAUAACGUUGAUGUAAUUAACGGAUAACUUCGAUAAGGCUUCCACGGUGGCUAGCCUAACGUUAGCCUGAGCUGUUUUGAUUAAUGAUGUCUGACGAGUUUCACUAGCAAAUAACGUUAACCUUGCGCGGAAUUCGAGGAGACCCUCCAGACAAUCCGCCCAACCAACCCCACGAUUUUUUUUAAUCAACAAUUUUACAUGUGACUGCUAAAACAAUGAGGCUGAGAAUGCGCAAGGCGUCUCAGCAGCCGAACCCCAGUCUGGCAAGCCGCCCGUCCCGUACCAAGCGGAGGCAUUCAGAAGUAGAAGAAGACUCGCCACCUAGUGGAGGGAGGGGCUUGUUCUCCACCAUCAAGAAGUUCAUCAGAGGAAAUGCUGUUACGGUGCCGCAGGAGAGCCCAGCAAAGACGCGCCUCCACUGCGAUGUGGACAAUAACCUCAUCACCUCAACAACCCCGAACACCAACACCCCCCGCAGGACUAUCAGCAGGGUCAGCCGCAGAGGCUCCCUAAAUGGACAGGCAACUAAUCAUGACAGAAGUAAGGAGAAGCCCAAUGGCAGUGUGGAGGAGACGACUGCCGCUGAGGUGCCCACAAGCCCUCAAAGAACCACGCUUCUUGGGACCAUCUUUUCCCCCGUUUUCAACUUUUUCUCGCCAGCGAAAAAUGCCUCUACUGGCUCAGACUCUCCAGACGAGGCCUUGGAGGCAGAGGAGGUAGUGAAGCAGCUGGACAUGGAGCCAGCUGUGGAGACGCCCACCAGCACAGACGCAUCCACACAGGAGCUGUGUGCGACCACCAACUUCUACUCGAGCGCAUCGCAGCUCCCCCCUAUGCAGCCUCCGAUCCCCGAGGUUUCCCCCACAGGCAGGGAGGGAGAGCACUAUGCCGAUGCUGACCUUCCACCCCUCACAGCUCCAGGUUCCAGUCCAGAAAUGGCUUAUGUGGACUCUCUGCCUGCUGCCGCACCAACAGAGGCAACCUAUGAGGAAGACUGGGAAGUCUUUGACCCAUAUUUCUUCAUCAAGCACGUCCCUCCACUGACAGAAGAGCAGCUCACUCGUAAACCGGCUUUGCCACUGAAAACGCGCAGCACGCCCGAGUUCUCUCUGGUCCUUGACCUGGAUGAAACAUUGGUCCACUGCAGUUUAAACGAGCUAGAGGACGCAGCACUUACCUUUCCUGUCCUCUUCCAGGAUGUCAUUUACCAGGUGUAUGUGCGCUUGAGGCCGUUCUUCAGAGAGUUUCUGGAACGCAUGUCUCAAAUCUAUGAGAUCAUCCUUUUCACAGCCUCUAAAAAGGUCUAUGCAGACAAACUGCUCAACAUCUUGGAUCCUAAAAAGCAGCUAGUGAGACACAGGUUGUUUCGUGAGCAUUGUGUCUGUGUCCAGGGAAACUACAUCAAGGACCUCAACAUCUUGGGUAGAGACCUGUCAAAAACGAUCAUCAUUGACAAUUCACCGCAAGCCUUUGCAUAUCAGUUGUCCAAUGGGAUCCCCAUAGAGAGCUGGUUCAUGGACAAGAAUGACAAUGAGCUGCUGAAGCUGGUGCCCUUCCUGGAGAAGUUGGUUGAGAUGAACGAGGACGUGCGGCCGCAUGUUCGGGAGAGUUUCAGGCUCCACGACUUGUUGCCCCCUGAUUGAACUUUUUCCAGUCUCCUGGAAAUGGACACCAUGAAAAAACUGAGAACAACAUGUGUGUAAAAAGCCCCUCUUUGGAUUACAAACCACAACAUUGUCAUUAUUGUUAAAAUUUCAGGCUUUUGUCUUAGUUUUUUUUAAACCCACAGUUGUUUUAAAAAAAACUAAACGUUUUUUAAAAUCUGGAUGAAUUUUUUUGUGGAACCAGAUGUCCCCUCCACACUAAAUUCCGAAGUCUUGGUGCUGGUUUAUUGGGUAUGAAAAUACAACCUGGUAAAGAGGAACUUCCCCUCGUCACUCCCGCCCGAGUCGAAGCCCCUGGUGCUCCCGCUGCUGACACUGACUAGUAACCACACUCUGUGGCCAGAGAGCAUUUUCAGCAGGAACGACGGUCCUGUGACUCUGCAUGUGUGUGUAUAUGUUGACUCCUACCAAUGCAAACACAUGCGCUCAUUUGGUGUUUGAUAAACCUACAAUCUGUAGCCUUUUAAAAGCAUAUGCAUUCCUCCAUAGCCGAGUCAAGUUUCUGUUGUUGGUUGCAGUUCUUUUUUGUUUCCGGUAAAACUGGUGUUUCAUUGUUUUGGAAAAGAGCUUUUCAAAAUGUUUUACUUCUGUUUGUAAGAUAUGUUGUUUUAAAAAAAAAAAAGUUUUUCUUUCUCUUUUUUUUUAUUAUCAUUAUAAGCCUUUUUCUGUUGGGAGAAGAUGGGUGCAUAUUAAUGACAGUCCACUGCAUAGUCAAACACAAUUUAAUUGUACCAGGACUUAAAGCAUAGUUUGUUGUCACUCUAACAAAUGAAGGUUUAAUUUCCCGUGUUGGCAUCACCGUGGACACAACAUGGCUCCUUAUUUAAAUGAUUGGCCUGAUGCUCUCCUUACCUGUAAAUCUGACAUAAUGUAAAGAUUUGAGGGCAUUCCUUUUCAAAGUGAUGUGUCGACAUUGAACUUUCUUUGAUCGUAUUUGUCUAUAAUCAGUAUUGUCUUUUAACUCCUAAUCAAGUAUUCAGACUAAAGUCAGAGCUGUGUUUUGCUUUUUCUAAUGUGUAAUUUGACGGCUAUGUUAGUAGCAUUAUGACUAAUGUAGCACAUCUCACAUGCCAGUGUGUCAUGACGUCUACCCAUGGUAGACCUCUCUGGCCAGACCCUGUACCAGCCACAUCUGGCACCAGCAACAUACUGUUGGGAUGGUCAGCUUCUCUGUCUCUGACCUUCCCUGUUUCAGCAUUUUUACUUUGUAUUUCUAAGCUUUUUCUUUUACGGUUUUGGUGCCCUUUUAAUGCAAUGUGUUUUCAGAAUGGUAACUACAUGAAUGUGUUUUUGCCUGGAUAGUGGACAAAUUGACAUUUUACUGUUUCAGCUUAAUUUAUUUGACAGUGAGACAAAUCGUAGGCUGACAUCCUUCCAAGCUUAAACCUGGGACAAAGGUCUCCGUGCCUGACUGUCUUGUGUCCCCAGCCAAACCCUCAAGAGGUGACUUGACUUACUGGAACAAUUUGGCAUGCGUUGUUAAACCGCUUCCUGUUCUUGUUCAGUUGGAAGGUUGUUUUAUUCAUAUAUAUUUUUUUUUUUUUAACAAAUGUGCUUGUUUGAAGUUGUCUCGGUUGCCUGUACAGUGCCAUACGCUUCUCCACCUUAAAGCCUCCCCCUUAUUUUCCCUGCGAUCUCACCCCCCAAAAAAUGCUUAGAUGGAAAGAGACAAUCAGACCUUGAGGCUCUGUGGGUGGUGAACCCUGGAGAUACACCAACUCCCCGACACACACACACACACAAGGUGGAACAGUCCCCGCUGCUCCCUGAGCACAGCCUCAGAUGGCUGGUGAUCGUUCAUUCUCUUUUAUAGUACACAUGUCCAGACUAUGAAUGUAAAAUUGUAAAUUGGGUGAAGUCUUGCGUGUCUUUCCAAAUACCUUUUUUUUUUUUUCUUCUUUUUUUCCCUUUACAACAAAUGAACAAAAAUAAUCAGUUGUUGAAGAGGCAAGAACAAAGUGAAAGGAAGAGGAACCAUCUCUCCAGGUCCCACCGUGAUGUGCCCCCUCCCUCAAAUGACCACUCGCCAUCCUGACUGCAUCUUGCAGGUGUGCUCUUCAUCCCCUCUGAUAAUCUGUAAUUCAUGGACCGGUGGGAGCCUCUUGACACUUUUAAUCCAGCUCAUUUUUAUGUGCAUUACCAGUUAAUUGUACACUUGAGUGUUGUACAAUACAUGCAGCUUCAUGUUUAAAAAAAAUCCUUUUAAAGUAAGGAAAUCUUUUUUGUAUUUUUGAUUUUAAAUGGCAUGUCAGAUCUACUUUUCUAAAUGUAUUAAUGACGAUUUAACUUUACAGAUCAGAUGGAGUGUUUUUUUUCUUACAAAUAUCUAUGUUUAGUUUAGCGCUACGUCAUUCAACUGUUAAAGUUUAGCAUGUAGAGAGUAACGCUUGCUCUGUGGGAAAGUCCUGAAUUAAAUUUCAAUCAUGGCACUUCUUGCAGAAAACAGCAAUGUGUUUAAUGAUUUAUUUUUUUCUCCCGUAUAUCCGUAAAGCCAUUUUACUUGCGAGAAAUGCUAUUUGUGCUUAAGAUGUAUUUAAAACCGUGUUAAGACAUCUUUGUUCAGCCUUCAGGCUAUAUGAUAUUGUAAAGUGUAUAUACAGUUGCAUUGAAUUUCUGAAACAAAGUUUUAAAGUUAAA
This is a messenger RNA of Gasterosteus aculeatus aculeatus (three-spined stickleback), 4848 nucleotides long. It is a transcript of the gene ctdspl2b, whose product is annotated as CTD (carboxy-terminal domain, RNA polymerase II, polypeptide A) small phosphatase like 2b. NCBI's taxonomy places the organism in Eukaryota, Metazoa, Chordata, Actinopteri, Perciformes, Gasterosteidae. The record is from RefSeq and is a predicted model, not a curated record. Gene Ontology annotation, molecular function: phosphatase activity.